This is a messenger RNA of Onychostoma macrolepis, 2301 nucleotides long. RefSeq names its product leupaxin (gene lpxn). Bases 315 to 1607 code for a protein of 430 amino acids. Lineage: Eukaryota; Metazoa; Chordata; Actinopteri; Cypriniformes; Cyprinidae. Gene Ontology annotation, cellular component: focal adhesion; cell-cell junction; cytoplasm. The record is from RefSeq and is a predicted model, not a curated record. Gene Ontology annotation, biological process: cell-cell junction organization; positive regulation of substrate adhesion-dependent cell spreading; cell-cell adhesion. The transcript is spliced from 9 exons.
UUUCUGAAAUAUAGACUAAGUACACUUGGUUUUGUAAUACCGCUACAUUUAUUACUACUACAACUAGGCUAAUAAUAGUAAUAAAAUUAAAGUAUUUGAAUAAAUGGGCACACACUCUCAUCUAAUUUCUAGGGCCCACACAGCCACUAAAAACAUUAAAAGUUCCUGUUAGCAAACAGUAGCAAAAAUGCAACAGCGUGAAAGACAUGAGAUAAGGAGUAUAACGACAAAAACUCAAAAAGGAAGCAACAUCAGUUUCACAUGUGAGAUUGGGCUCAACCCACAGCUGCAUACAUCAGAUCAACCUACCACACAUGCUCACUAGGAACACGCAACGCACGCUGCUUACAUCUCAUCUCACAGCCCAGACCACAAUGGACGAACUCGACAUGCUUUUAGAGGAGUUGGCUCAGAACUCCACCCAGACUUCAAAUGUUCCUGCACCCAUUCCACCCAAAACUCUCCAACUGGGAGCCUCGGUUAAAAGUAAAAACACAACUCAACUUGAAAAAACUGAAUCCUCUGGAUUUGUUGCUGGUCCAGGAAAGACAUGUAAUCCCUACAGUGUGCUUCCAGUCCCUGUGGAGGCCGGAGUGAUGAGUCCCGGCACAGCUACGCGAGAGCUCGACUCCAUCAUGAAUGAGCUGCUAGGGCUAGGCCUGGAGGUUUCAGAGCCAGUUCCCACAUCAAACCCACCUCCAUUGGCUCACAAAUCAAUGAAAGGCAAAAAAGCAGAGGAAGCUGAAGAAAGUGAUAGUGGAAAGCAAAAAGAGGCUAAGAAACCACUGCAUCCUCCUCUGUCAGAGAAAGUAUCCAAGAAUGUGGAUGCUAUAGACGACUUGCUGGGCUCUCUCAGCUCAGACAUGGAGAAAAUGGGGGUCCAGACAGCUGCCAAAGGCCACUGUGCUUCUUGUGGCAAGUGUAUAGCUGGGAAGAUGAUCACAGCUCUGGGUCAGGUGUGGCAUCCAGAACACUUUGUGUGCACAGCAUGCAGCGAGGAACUGGGCACAAGUGGUUUCUUUGAGAGAGAUGGCAAGCCGUACUGUGAGAAAGACUACCAGAACCUCUUCUCCCCUCGCUGCGCUUACUGCAAGGGUUCUAUUACUCAGAACAUUCUAACAGCGAUGGAUCAAACAUGGCACCCAGAACAUUUUUUCUGCAGCCACUGUGGAGAUCUAUUUGGACCUGAUGGGUUUAUGGAGAGAGAUGGUAAACCAUAUUGCUCUAGGGAUUUCUACCGCCUCUUUGCACCCAAGUGCUCCGGCUGUGGAGAGCCAGUGAAGGAGAACUAUCUGUCUGCAGCCAAUGGAACCUGGCACCCCGACUGCUUUGUCUGUGCGGACUGCCUGAAGCCUUUUACAGACGGUUGCUUCCUGGAGAUGAACGGUCGGCCCCUCUGUUCCCUGCACUAUCACUCCAGACAGGGCACUCUGUGUGGGACCUGCGGAGAGCCCAUCUCGGGUCGCUGCAUCGCUGCUCUGGACCGCAAGUUUCACCCUGAACACUUUGUGUGUGCGUUCUGCCUUCGGCAACUGAGUCAGGGAGUGUUUAAGGAGCAGGCAGGCAAGCCGUACUGUGCGGUUUGUCAUACGAAACUCUUUGUGUGAAAAACGUGAUGUUUCUCAAGCAAAAUCAAGGUUUUAAAGCAGUGGUUCUCAACCUUUUUAAAGGCCCCACACCUUAAUCUAAAAUAUACACGUAAAUAUAAAAUAAACAAGUUAAUAUACUAAUAUAUUAGAAAAUAUAUUAAAUGAAUUAACCAGGAUUCAUUUUGUGAUUCCAGGAGUGUUAAAACCUGUAUUUUCUUCAAUAAAAACAAUAUUUAGUGAGGGAAAAUAAACAAAUAAAAAUGUGACUUCAGUUUUUUUUUCAGCAUUUCAAUUAAGAUUAUUUUAACAUAUUAGUAUUUUUUUUUUAUUUUUUUAUUUAAAUACUUGAAAGUCACCCUGUUGCCCCCUGAGGUCCCCUAGUGGGCCCCGACUCCCUGAUUAAGAACCACUGUUUUAGAAAGAAAUAGCAUGGAAGGAGUGAUACAUACACCAUUUUUUCUAUUUUGUUUCAUGGAAAAAUUAAAACCUUUUUAGAGAAUGCAAGUCAAAUGCAAGACAGUGUAAACUGUACUCAGAAAACAUCUUAAAAAUGUAUUGUUUACUAUAUUUUUUUACAAAGUAAACUAUGGCAAUAUGUUAAAUGUCAUUAUUUAAUUAUAUCAUCAGUGAAGCUGUUGUAAUACAUGUUGAACAAAACAAAAAUGUUUGUUAAAGAUCUGAAAUGUUCAUAAAAUUAAAACAUUUAAUUGAU